This is a messenger RNA of Mandrillus leucophaeus (drill), 1696 nucleotides long. RefSeq names its product chromosome unknown open reading frame, human C1orf177 (gene CIMAP2). NCBI's taxonomy places the organism in Eukaryota, Metazoa, Chordata, Mammalia, Primates, Cercopithecidae. The transcript has 10 exons. Bases 49 to 1305 code for a protein of 418 amino acids. The record is from RefSeq and is a predicted model, not a curated record.
CCCAGGUUGCCGUGGCAGCAGCGGAGGCGGUCGGCGCGCAGGCCUGCCAUGAGGGAAGGCCAGGAUGCCGCCGGAGCUCGUGGCUGGAACCGCGCCGGCUCCAUGGCCACUAAAUGGUUCACCGGGGCGCCCUUCGGGGUGCAGAGCCACAGGUUUGACAUCUCUGCUGUUUAUCCCAACCGGAAGAAGUUCAGCACCUUCACUGAGGCCCCAUACUCCAUGCGUUAUUCUACCCAAGUGUCCCACAUAGGCCCGGGGACUUACAGCUCAAAGGAGACCUGCUUCAGCAAGAAUAAGCUGAUGAAGGAGGUGGACACAGGCUGGGCCAAGGCCCAGGAAGCCACGCGGCUGACCCAGCUACCCCACUUCAAGUACCAGGCCAUCAUGAAAGAGAAGCGGCUGCAGGAGCAAAAGCUGGGGCCCGGCUCCUACAAUGUCAAAGACUUCUUAGAACAGCUGCAGGAGAAACCAUGUAGCACCCGGGGGCUGCUCAGUUCUGGGGAGGUUCGCUUCCGAGGACUCAUUGGGAACUACUAUCCAGGCCCUGGAAAUUAUGGGGAGAAGGGCAACCCAUACACCAAGCUGGAGGAGAAUGCCUGGAACAGGUCCCAUUCCGAGGGCCUCAUGUGCAGGAUGAGCAACAAGUCGGACCCUCGGCCUCAUCAGGGGAGUGGUCUGGGACCUGGCACCUACUCCUUCAAAAGUGACCUUGAGACAUACGUGGCACGAUCCGUCGGCACCCGCGGCCCCUAUGACAUUUUUUCUGGUGAUCGGAGCAAGCCACUGCCUUAUGGGCACUACUCCAUGCAGAAAAAAAAGCCCAGGGAACUGAUGAAUUUCAAGAGCUUUGUAGAAGAACUUAACUCACGUCACAAUAAGAAGCGUGGGGUUUUUUCUAAACUUCCCCGCAACCCAAAAACCCCUACAGAGAGGAUUUACUGGGCCACCCUCAGCCAGUGCCCCCGCACGCUGGCCACAUCUGGCCCCAGUUUCUGGCUUCCACAAGAGAAGAAGUGCAAAUCCGUCAACCAGCCCCCGUUCCUGUUGACCUCCAAGGGGUCAGGCGCAAAGUCCUCUCAGAUGAUUAUGGGAAGCUGGAACCCAGUAGGUGUGGGCCGCUACCUCAACACCUGGCUGAUGGAGACAAAGGACAGGCGGCAGCGAUACCGGUCCCUAUUCCUGGCUGGAUCCAAACGCUACCUCUCAGACCUGGCCCGGGACAGGCUUAUGCAGGAAAGGAUCACACCAUUUACUAAGGGGAAGUGCCCUCCAACUGUGGAUUACAAUUCAGAUCCUACUUCUUAAAGCCACAUGUGAAGGACAGCCCGCAGUGACUGGAGAGCCCAAAGGUCUGAAGACAAAUCUGGGGGUGAGAGCAUGGGUGUGGGAGUGGGGUGUCUUAGAGAAAGGACACAUGGGCCUGGGAGAAGGGAGAGAUGUAUGGGGAUCACCUUUGCUGGAGCUGCAUACCUGAAGGUCACAGUGUCUCCCAGGACAGCUGGGGACAGGUAUCUUUUGUUGCAGGAGAUCAAUUAUCCUGAGAACUCAACUCAGUCAGUGACAUGAACAUGGGGGCCAGAGAGCAGAUGGACUGAAGGGAUGGGACGUGGUUGACACUCGUGUGACCCUUUCUAUUCUAAAGCCAGAGUGCUUGGCCCCUUGUUUAUUAAAGUUCAGAAAGUGGUGGGAGAGUGUA